Messenger RNA from Halichondria panicea, 1081 nucleotides. RefSeq names its product DDRGK domain-containing protein 1-like. The transcript is spliced from 6 exons. Lineage: Eukaryota; Metazoa; Porifera; Demospongiae; Suberitida; Halichondriidae. The coding region runs from base 86 to 991 and encodes 301 amino acids. The record is from RefSeq and is a predicted model, not a curated record.
UUUGAUUCAAAGUUUGAAGUUCAAAGGUCAAAAGGAACUAACCUGCUGCUGCUUGUGCUUAUUGAUCUUGUGUGAAGGAAAAAUCAUGGAUCCAGUGAUUUGGCUUGUCCUCAUUGCCAUAUUUGUGCUUACACUCUUUGUGGUACUCUACUUUCAGUUGUCUGGAAAUAAGAAAAUCGAGAUCGAGAAAACCCGUCCCAGAGUUGUUGGUGGUGAGAGUGCAGUCAUUACUGGUGGUGUGAGACGCCGCUCUCGUAACAUCCGCUCUCGAUUAGCCGCUGUCCAGCGAGCCAGAGGACAAGUGGAGCCAAUACCCGAGGAGGAUGGUGAAGAGGAUGAUGGAGAUGGAGGUGAUGGUAUAGGUGAGGGUAUAGAGGAGGAGAAUAUACCGAGCGGAAAGAUUGGUACCAAGAAGCUCAAGAGGAUUCAGGAGAAGGCUGAGAGAAAAGCCAUGAGAGAGCAAGAAGAAGCUGCAAGGGAGGAUAAGAAGAAACGAGAGGCCUUGAGGGAGAAGGAGAGACAGCAAGAACACGAGGAAGAACAGGAAAGCAAGAAACAGGAGGAGGAAGAAGAGGCGAGGCAAAGGGUGGAGCAAGAGAGACAGGAGCACGAAGAGUACCUGGCAAUGAAAGAGGCCUUUAUGGUGGAGGACGAGGGAGAGGGGGCAGUCGAUGACACAGAGGCCCGGGGAGUGAAAGACUUCAUUGAACACAUACAAAGAAACAAGAUUGUGUACCUGGAAGACCUUGCUGCAGAGUUUGGUCUCAAAACACAGGAAGCCAUUGAUAGGAUCCAAAGCCUACAGGAAGGGGGAGAGCUGACAGGGGUGAUUGAUGAUCGUGGAAAAUUUAUCUUCAUAUCCCAAGAAGAGCUAGAGGCUGUGGCCACCUUUAUCAAACAGAGAGGAAGAGUUUCCAUCACAGACUUAGUCACUUCUAGUAACACUCUUAUCAAUCUCCAGUCCGAAACUGAGACUCUAGCAGCUGUGUAAACCAUGUCUCCUUUCAGACACUCUCUCUAUUUGUAUUUCGUGCUUUACGUUUCUGCAUUCCUUACAUAUAGGUUCUCACAAUAAGUCAAA